AUAGGCUUCGGAAACAUGCCUUUGAGCUGAAAAUGAAUGACUUGACAUACUUUGUGCUGGCAGCUGAAAAUGAGCAAGAUAUGGAUGAAUGGAUUUUUACUCUCAACAAAAUCCUUCAGAUAAAUCCAGAAGUGUCCAUUCAAGAGAGGAAAAGCGCUGAUAUCAGUGAUCUGAAGUUUGAUUCUGAAGACAUAUGCGUGAAUUAUGACUGCCAUGAAGAGGAAAAUGAUUCUUCAGAGAAUAAUUUGCAUCCAGAUAUAACUAAA
This is a messenger RNA of Python bivittatus (Burmese python), 266 nucleotides long. The record is from RefSeq and is a predicted model, not a curated record. Lineage: Eukaryota; Metazoa; Chordata; Lepidosauria; Squamata; Pythonidae.